CGCAGGAGAGACAGAGAGAGGAAACGAACACACACAAAAAAGCUGUUUUUUCCCCCCACCUGCCCUUUGUUCUUCGCCUGCCCUUUGUUUUUAUCAGAACCUCGUUUCUGGCUGUCUUGGUGCGCGGCCGCAGCUGGAGAGGUAACUCCUGCAAAAUGACAUCUUGGCGAUCCGCGUUCGUGCUCUGUCAGCGGCUUCCGCGUGGAUUUUGCUAAGCGUCCUCGCUUCUAGCUCGAUUUCUUUCCAGUAGCAGAAUUUAAUGUCUUACAAGACAGCGAUGGCUUUUUCUCUAGAAUUUGAAUAUGGAGGCCACAGGGACAGAUGAAGUAGAAAAGAUAAAAUCAAAGUUUAUGUCUGCAUGGCACAACAUGAAAUACAGUUGGGUGUUGAAAACAAAAACUUACUUUAGUAGAAACUCUCCAGUCUUUCUGCUAGGAAAAUGUUACCACUUCAAAUCUGAUGAAUCUGGUGAGCUUUCUACAGAUGGAUCCAGUUUUGAUGAUAUCAACACAGAGAUUUCAGGAAAUGUUGAGGAGUUCCGUAAAGAUUUUAUUUCUAGAAUAUGGCUGACUUACAGAGAAGAAUUUCCUCAGAUCAAGGGAUCUGCAUUAACAACAGACUGUGGUUGGGGUUGCACACUGAGAACUGGUCAAAUGCUGUUGGCUCAAGGUCUUAUGCUUCAUUUUCUUGGUAGAGCCUGGAUCUGGCCAGAUGCACUGGACAUUGAAAAUUCAGAUUCUGAAUCAUGGACAACCCAUACAGUGAAAAAGCUGACUGCAUCGUUUGAAGCAUCACUUACAGCGGAAAGAGAAGCCAAGAUUUUGUCAAACCAUCAUAAGAGAACACUAAAGGGGAACUGUGGUGACAAUGAAAUGAGAAAUGAGGUUUAUCAUAGAAAAAUAAUUUCUUGGUUUGGUGACUCUCCACUGGCAGCUUUUGGCUUACAUCAGCUAAUAGAAUAUGGAAAGAAAUCUGGAAAAAUUGCUGGAGAUUGGUAUGGGCCUGCAGUUGUUGCACAUAUUUUAAGAAAAGCUGUUGAAGAAGCAAGAGACCCCGAGCUUCAAGGAGUAACAGUGUAUGUUGCUCAGGAUUGUACAGUCUACAGUUCAGAUGUUAUUGACAGACAGUGUUCUUUUAUGGAUUCUGAAAAAGCAGAUACAAAAGCUGUAAUUAUAUUAGUUCCUGUGAGACUUGGUGGAGAGAGAACAAACAUGGACUAUUUAGAGUUUGUAAAGGGAAUUUUAAGCCUUGAGUAUUGUGUUGGUAUUAUCGGUGGCAAACCCAAGCAGUCAUAUUACUUUGCUGGAUUUCAAGAUGACAGUUUGAUUUACAUGGAUCCUCAUUACUGCCAAUCUUUUGUAGAUGUCAGCAUAAAGGAUUUCCCUCUUGAGUCAUUCCACUGUCCUUCUCCCAAAAAGAUGUCAUUCAAAAAAAUGGAUCCAAGCUGUACAAUAGGAUUUUAUUGUAGAAAUGUGCAGGAGUUUGAGAAGGCUUCGGAAGAAAUAACAAAGAUGCUGAAAUCAUCAUCUAAGGAGAAAUAUCCCUUGUUUACUUUUGUAAAGGGUCAUUCUAGAGAUUAUGACUUUGCUUCCAGUCCGCUCCAUGAAGAAAAUUACCUUUUCUCUGAGGAUGAAAAGAAAACAUUAAAAAGACUUAGUACAGAGGAGUUUGUCUUGCUUUAAGGACAUUUUACACUAGAUUAUUGGCAGCUGUCCAGGAGAACACUUGUCUUUUAAAAAAUAUAUGUGUGUGUCCUCCUUCCUCUCCCCAAAAGGCAAGCUGUGCUGGAAAUGGUCUAUUUUCAUAAAGAAUACAAUGUUUUAUAUGUUAAUAGUCUUUAAAAUGUCAUUUAUAAAUGUACUUACUAAUUAUUUUUGUUCACUGGUAGUUGGGUGAGUUUAAUGUUACGUUGCGCUAGUGAAGAUAGGUGGCAUUGUUUAGAGCCAGGUGUGCUGAAAUGUGCCUAUGUCCUGGGCUCGUCCUCUUAAAAAGCUUGGCCAGUCCCUAAAUCCUACCUUGUGACCCUAAUGUUUCAGUCCAGGACAAAUCCUGAGCAGAAGAUGCCAGACGUGUGUAGGUUUUAUGUCAUGAACAUACAUCCACAGGUUGUGAGACCAGCUUUUUUCUGUUUGUAAGCAAAAUUUGAGCUCUGCAUUCCUGUGGUAAGAGUAAUAUCUAAUCUAUUUUCCUACAUAAGCCCUAGUAAUGUUUAAUAUUGUAAUCAUGACAUACCUUUUUUACACUGUGCUGCUCAGGAUGUAAGUUUGAUAUAUCAGCAGUAAUUGUUAUUUGCAAUACUGAUAUAAUUAUAUAGGCUGGAUUGUGAGUUAAGAUACUAUUUAGCAGUAUGAUUUUAUAAUGGUUUCUCAUUAAGCUUGCUUUGGAGCCUUACUAUGAGGAGUGAAGAUAAAAAUUGUGGGGAAAGCUAAUACUUUAAAGGUUAUACUAUUAAUAUUAAUGGCAACCAAUCAAAGCAGAUAAAGACAGUUAUUAGAAGGGAGCAGUGUUUGUUUUCUGUUUCAGCUAUUACAAUGUUGAGGCUUCUCUGCUGUUAGUGCAGCUUUUAAAUCAAAGCAAGCAUGGGAGUAGAUGGUAAAAAUUCUGGGGUGUGAUUUUUUUUUUUGAUACAUGUUAUUGUACAAAUGGUUAGUCGAUGGUCUAUGUUCUAAAAAUGCAAACAAAUGUACAUAAAUAGUUUCAUGUUUUAACAAAGCAAAUGCAAUAUUUAAAAUUUGUAUUAACACU
Molecule: messenger RNA, 2745 nt
Organism: Struthio camelus australis
Lineage: Eukaryota; Metazoa; Chordata; Aves; Struthioniformes; Struthionidae
Gene: ATG4C
Product: autophagy related 4C cysteine peptidase
Molecular function (GO): protein-phosphatidylethanolamide deconjugating activity
Source: RefSeq, a predicted model, not a curated record